Messenger RNA from Periophthalmus magnuspinnatus, 936 nucleotides. RefSeq names its product olfactory receptor 10A3-like. The coding region runs from base 1 to 936 and encodes 311 amino acids. The record is from RefSeq and is a predicted model, not a curated record. Gene Ontology annotation, molecular function: olfactory receptor activity; G protein-coupled receptor activity. The transcript has a single exon. Gene Ontology annotation, cellular component: membrane. Lineage: Eukaryota; Metazoa; Chordata; Actinopteri; Gobiiformes; Gobiidae. Gene Ontology annotation, biological process: G protein-coupled receptor signaling pathway.
AUGCCUGAGCCUCUGAAUUCCACUUUUCCAUAUUACUUCACAUUGUCAGCUUAUAUUGAUGUCGGGGGGUUCCGGUACUUGUUGUUCCUGAUUAUUCUUUGUUUGUUCUUAUGCAUUAUUGGUGCUAACUCAUUGCUUGUGUACGUAAUUUCUGUAAACCGCAGUCUGCAUGAGCCCAUGUACAUUUUCCUCUGCAGUUUGUUCAUAAAUGAAGUGUAUGGCAGCAGCGCUCUGUUCCCAUUGCUUUUAGUGCAAAUUCUGUCGCACGUCCACCAAGUUGCUGUUCCCCUAUGCUUCCUGCAGAACUUCUGUCUCUUCGCCUAUGGAGGCAGUGAGUUGUUGAUUCUUGCUGUAAUGUCAUAUGACCGCUAUCUCGCCAUAUGUUGCCCUCUAGACUACCAAGCCCGCAUGACACCCAACAGAAUUUCUUUUCUUAUUGCACUGACUUGGGUUUGUCCAUUGUUUUUUUGUGUGGUCAUGACGUCUUUGAGCGCCACUUUACACCUUUGCAAUAAUGUCAUUCAAAAAGUGUACUGCGAUAACCACUCCAUUACAAAGUCAGCUUGUACUGACACUUCACUCAUCAACGCUUGGGGCCUCCUCAUCACAUCUCUCUCCGUUUUUGUGCCUUUAGUCAUCAUUUUCUACUCCUAUGUGCUCAUUUUAAAGGUGUGUUUCUCUGGCUCAAAGCAGACACGACAGAAGGCUGUAAGCACGUGCUCUCCACACAUUGCGUCACUGUUGAACUUCUCCUUUGGGGCGUGUUUUGAGAUCCUUCAAAGCCGGUUUGACAUGAGCGGUGUGCCAAAUGUGCUGAGAAUCAUUCUGUCAUUGUAUUGGUUAACGUGCCAGCCACUAUUUAACCCUCUCCUGUACGGCCUAAACAUGUCCAAAAUCCGGAUCAUUUGCAAAAGUCUUUUCUUGAGCCGUGUCUAA